AUGGCCGCACGUCGCGGCAAAAUUGUAGUCAGCUCCCAAAAUUCCUGGAUCGAGGUGGACCUGCAUGACCCCACUGUGGUGUCUGGUGUCAUUACCCAAGGCUCCAUAUACAGCCAUAGAUGCGUGACAAAGUACAGGGUGAGAUACCAGUCGUCUCAUUCCUCGAGCUACGAGCAUGUCACAGAUCAAGCAGGACAGACCAAGGUGUUCGAUGGUAACCAGCAGAACCCACAAGCACCAGUCACCAACCUCUUCAGCCGUAGCAUCAUGGCGAUCACGGUGCGUAUCGAGCCCGUAGCUUGGGUUGAGAACGUAGUGUUCCGAUUCGAGUUGCUUGGAUGUCGCCAUCAUUAAGAAAACAGUAACAUUAAACAAAAGCAAAACACAUUUCUUCGAGUUACAGGUCAGUUUGAUUUUAUUCUCGUUCUUUUGAGGUGAACAUCUGCAUUUCUACCAAAGCAGAUAUAGUAGCACGCCCCCAACCCAAAAGGCAGUGUUGUAGUCAAGGUACUUAAUGAUGAAGUGUCAUUUUUUGUUACAUUCCUAUGGGUAUGCCCAAACAGUUUAAAACUGGUUUCCUGCAUACACUACAAAUGACCACACACAUGUACAAAUACAAUGCAUUACAAAUACAAUACAACACAAUGAAAUUAAAUAAACGCAUAUGGGAUUACUGCAUGAUUGUAAAGGAACUAUUAUAAAUAUUGUAAAACUAUUACAAAGAAACAUGUUUGAAACGACGUCGCUAGCAGACUUUUCUGAAGGCCUUAUGUGAAUUCAGUGAACACGAAGAAUUUGGACAUUUCCUGUGACAUCGGGAAAACAUAUUUCAAUACGUACGCUGAUUGCAGGAGGGGCGAAAAAAACAUAAAAACCCUUUUGGGAGAAAAACGGGGAAGAAAAUCCCGUCCGGUUCCUUAUUAUUACGGCAGCCACGUUUGCUAACUCAGUAAGCACAAAUUUAUAUUUGUAUAUGCCUAAUCAGUGAUGGCAGAGACAAAAACAAUACAUCAAUGCAGACAUUUUACUGACUGAAUGUCUAAUACGGGCUCAGAUUUGAAUGAGGUUAGAGAAGUCAUGGUUCUCAACUGUACAUACUAAUUAUUCCAUAUAAAUAAGUGUGAUCGCGAGAAAGUUGACAAUGCGCUUGUGAUUAUCUUGGUAUGAUUGACAAAUAUAUAUACGCCCCGCCCACUGCGCACGUGGGCAGCAACGCGUGCGCCUCGCCAAUGCCACACUGCGUGAUGU
Patiria miniata (bat star) is the source of this 1248-nucleotide messenger RNA. RefSeq names its product retinoschisin-like. The transcript has 3 exons. The coding region runs from base 1 to 354 and encodes 117 amino acids. Lineage: Eukaryota; Metazoa; Echinodermata; Asteroidea; Valvatida; Asterinidae. The record is from RefSeq and is a predicted model, not a curated record.